Molecule: messenger RNA, 2040 nt
Organism: Dovyalis caffra
Lineage: Eukaryota; Viridiplantae; Streptophyta; Magnoliopsida; Malpighiales; Salicaceae
Source: the annotation of a GenBank genome assembly
AUGGAAAGACGAGAACAGGGGAGAUGUGCUCCUCCAACUCCAUCCCCUUCCAAAUUUGCUGCGUACCAAAACCCAGCAUUCUCUGCUGCCCUAACGGUCAAAAGCCUCCUGCCCUCUAAAUCCGCUCUCCUCUUCAUCUUUUCUCUAUCCUCCGCUUCCGCCUUUUCUCUUAUCUCCAUCAUCUCCAGGGAAAAUGGGUUGAUUGAAAUGUUGAGCUUCAGAGUUUUUUCACAAGAAGUGGCUUAUUUGUUUGCCAAGGCAGUGCAGGCAGUGGUGGGUUUAGUAUUUAUUGGAUCUGUAUUUUCCAUCUUUAAGGUCAUCUCUUUGUACAGAGUAAAAAAUGCUGGUGUGCCUAUAACAUCUCCCUCUAAAGAUCAACCACGGCUAACAAACCGUCAACUGGGGCUUAUAGGAGUAAGGCCAAAAGUUGAGCCUGUUUUAUCUGAAUCUUCAAAGAAACCUCCCAAGUCUAACCCCGCACCAUCUGCUUCCAAUGUCCUUGUUCCAAUUCAUCAGCUAAUUACCCGUUCCCAUCAGAAGUCUCAAGUUGGCUCUGAUAAAUCAAAUACUGGCAGUGGAAAUAAGAUGGCCUCUUUUAGCACCUCAUCCAAAUCACGGAAUUCUCCAUCUUCUUUUUAUCUUGUCCCUGGGAUCAAUUCACCUCUGCCUUCUGUUCAGAGCUCUCCAGGGAUUGAUUCAGCAGUCUCAACCCCUUGGUCAGAUAAGCGGGCAUCCUCUACUAAAGAGAUAACAACAGAAGAACAGCUUGAGCAAUUCUUGGCAGAAGUAGAUGAGAAAAUCACUGAAUCAGCUGGUAAAUAUGCCACUCCACCUCCCACCAUUGGGGGUUUUGGCAUGACUAGCCCUAAUACUGUGGCAAGUCCCGCUAAUACCUCUGGAGCUACGAGGAGCACACCCUUGAGGCCUGUGAGGAUGUCUCCUGGUUCCCAGAAAUUUACCACUCCCCCAAAGAAAGGAGAGGGUGACCUUCCUCCACCAAUGUCCAUGGAAGAGUCCAUUGAAGCUUUCAAAUAUUUGGGCAUCUAUCCUCAAAUUGAGCUCUGGCAUGACCGCCUCAGGCAAUGGUUUUCAUCAGUUUUACUCAAUCCUCUGCUUGACAAGAUUGAAAGCAGUCAUAUUAAGGUAAUGCAAGCAGCUGCCAAACUUGGUAUCUCGAUCACAAUUAGUCAAGUGGGAAGUGAUACACCAAGUGAAAAUCAUGCUACCAUGUCUUCAGUUGAUAGGAAGGAAUGGCAACCAGCAUUCUCUCUUGAUGAAGAUGGACUUCUCAGUCAGUUACGUGCUACUCUUCAACAGGCACUUGAUGCUUCCAUCCCUAAGUUACUUUUAUCCAGUCUCCAACAAUCCCCACAGCAAAAUCCUAUGAUACCAAUUAUGCAGCUGUGUGUGGAUGCCAUCACUGAACACCAGAGGCUUCUUGCAUUAAUGAGAGGAGAGUGGGCCAGAGGUUUGCUGCCACAUAGCAAUGUUCGGGAAAUUUAUAUGGUUCAAAGGAUCCGAGAGCUUGCUGAAGGCACCUGCUUGAAGAAUUAUGACUAUCUGGGAAGUGGGGAAGUUUAUGACAAAAAGAACAAAAAGUGGACUCUUGGGCUUCCAAAUGAUUCUCAUUUGCUUCUAUAUCUAUUUUGUGCUUUCCUUGAAUACCCAAAGUGGAUGUUGCAUGUAGAUCCUACAUCUAAUACUGGAGCUCAGUCUAGUAAGAACCCCUUGUUCUUGGGGGUUCUGCCUUCUAGAGAAACGUUCCCUGAAAAGUACAUUUCUGUCAUAUCUUGUGCUCCUUCCAUUCUUCACCCAGGAGCUUUAGUACUAGCUGUUGGAAAGCAAAGCCCUGCUGUAUUUGCUUUAUACUGGGAUCAGAAGCUGCAGUUGUCUCUUCAGGGAAGAACAGCUUUGUGGGAUUCCAUCUCGCUCCUGUGCCAUAGGAUCAAGGUUGGAUAUGGAGCUGUAGUUCGGGGCAUGCAUCUUGGUUCAUCAGCCUUGAGCGUCUGUGCAGUUCUUGAGUCAGAAACCGAAGACUGA